Molecule: messenger RNA, 1422 nt
Organism: Letharia columbiana
Lineage: Eukaryota; Fungi; Ascomycota; Lecanoromycetes; Lecanorales; Parmeliaceae
Exons: 3
Coding region: 1-1422 (473 amino acids)
Biological process (GO): rRNA processing
Cellular component (GO): cytoplasm; preribosome, small subunit precursor; nucleolus
Molecular function (GO): snoRNA binding
Source: RefSeq, a predicted model, not a curated record
AUGGCGCCAACAUCCAGAUCUAGGUCUGCGCGACGGCAUGCACCGCUGGAAGAAGAUCUCACAGCUACUGGUCCGCUGCGACAUCGUUCAAAGAAGAGAAAGGCAAGGCCCGAGGAUGAUGGCAGCGGCUAUGUGGAUUCGAGGUCGUCCAGAAAGAUUCUCAAGAUCGGACAGGACCUAGCAGAUGAAGAGCAGCAGGAAAACGUGGCUGCAGCGCCCAAUCCAGCGUUUACUUUUGAGUCACGCUUCGGUGGAGCCAGCGCGCCAGAAGAAGAAGAUGAUGGCCGGUAUGAUGAUGAGGCUUGGGGAGACGAGGAUGAUAUCAUCCAGGAAGCUGAGAUUGAUCCGGAUGACUUGAGUCUCUUCGAUAAAUUCAUGCCAUCGACUUCGGCAGACGCCAUCCUACAGGCGACUGCCAACAAGAGUACUGAAGAAGAACAAGGGACCAAUCUGGCAGAUCUGAUCUUAGAGAAGAUUGCCGCACACGAAGCUACGCAAACGGGGCAGCCUAUGAUACAAGGCGGUGGACCGCCUGAGGAAGCUAUCGAGUUACCAGCAAAAGUGGUGGAAGUGUACUCAAAGAUCGGCAUGAUUUUAUCUCGCUAUAAGUCCGGCAAACUUCCGAAGCCUUUCAAGAUCGUUCCCACACUACCGCAAUGGGAGGAGCUCCUCGCCAUCACCAGACCGGAGUCUUGGACGCCAAAUGCAUGCUAUGAAGCCACCAAGAUCUUCAUAUCGGGGAGCGCUGGUAUCGCUCAAAUGUUCCUCCGAAACGUAUUGCUCGAACGCGUGAGAGAAGAAAUCCACGAAACGAAGAAGCUUAGCGUUCACCUCUACAAAGCUCUGAAGAAAGCACUGUACAAGCCAUCGGCCUGGUUUAAGGGCGUAUUGUUUCCGUUACUGAACGAGGGUCAAUGCACGUUGCGCGAGGCCCAAAUUAUUUCCAGCGUCCUAGCCCGAGUAUCGGUACCGGUCUUACACUCAGCCGCAGCCCUGCUCAGAUUGACCGAAAUAGCAGCAGAGCAGACAUCUUCAAUAUCUACGGAAGCAGCCGGGGCGACCAACAUCUUCAUCAGAAUACUGCUGGAGAAGAAGUACGCGCUUCCAUACAAGGUCAUUGAUGGCUUAGUGUUCCACUUUCUCCGAUUCCGCGUCACACCACCAGCAAAUGGGCGUGAUGUAGGCUUCGGAGCGACUAGCCUCCCAGUGCUGUGGCACCAAUGCCUGCUCGCAUUCGCGCAGCGGUACAGGAAUGACAUUACGGAGGACCAGCGGGAAGCUUUACUGGAUCUUCUACUUGUCAGGGGGCACAAAGCCAUUGGACCAGAGGUUCGACGGGAAUUGUUAGAAGGUCGGGGUAGAGGUGUGCCUCUAGAGGAGCCUCUCAGCGGUGGGAACGAUGAUACCAUGGAGCUCACAUGA